Molecule: messenger RNA, 1686 nt
Organism: Calliphora vicina (urban bluebottle blowfly)
Lineage: Eukaryota; Metazoa; Arthropoda; Insecta; Diptera; Calliphoridae
Gene: BBS4
Product: Bardet-Biedl syndrome 4
Exons: 9
Coding region: 1-1686 (561 amino acids)
Biological process (GO): protein localization to cilium; cilium assembly
Cellular component (GO): ciliary basal body
Molecular function (GO): protein binding
Source: RefSeq, a predicted model, not a curated record
AUGAUGUCAGCGGGCACAAACAUCGAUUGGUUACUGCAUAUUUACUUUGCUCGCAAAGAUUUCGAACGCUGUAAAAAACUAAUAGACCGUGAACUGUACAGACACCUGAAUCCCGAGUAUCUUUUUUUUGUUAAGGGUUUAAUAGACCGUGAGGAGGGCAACAAUAUUGAAGCUAUGCGAAAUUUACAAAAGUCUUUAGAAUUAAAUUCCGAGAAUAUUGAGAUUUACAAAGAAAUUGGAAAGACAUUAUUCAUGAUGGGUCGUUACAAUCAAUCUCUCAGUAUAUUCCGUGAAGCUGAAGAGCUGUCGACACGUUUGGAUCAUGAAAUUUUCCAUUUCAUUGGUGAAUUACUGUUACGCUCAGCAGCAUCGCGCAAUCAAUUGGAAAUGGCACACCAGGAGGAAUUGGAAGCGAAGGCAUAUUUUCAAAAAGCCGUACAAACCGGCAAGAAACUAGAAAGUUUUCAACGUUUGGCUGAAAUACAUCGCAAGGAAAAGGAAUACAAUAAAGCCAUUGAGGUGUUGGAGAACUGUUUGCUACUGUCGCCUGAAAAUACAGAUGUUUUGACGGAAAUUGGUGUUUUAUAUUUAAAGCUUAAUGAAACACAAAAGGCUUUUGAUCGCUUAUUGGAAGUCAUACAAUUCGAUAAGAAUUGCUUGCGCGGUUUAAUGGCAUUUGCUGCAAUAUUACAGUCUCGCAAUGAUGUUGACGGUGCCUUGGGAAAAUACAAAGAAAUUGCUGCCUUACAGCCGGACAUUGCUGAGCUAUGGAAUAAUAUUGGUUUGUGUUUUUUCAAGAAGCAAAAAUUAAUUGUGGCUAUUUCAUCGCUUAGAAAAGCAAUUUGGCUUUCUCCUCUGAACUACAAUGCUCUAUACAAUUUGAGUUUGAUUUAUAUAACAGCCCAGCAAUAUGCCAGUGCUUUUCAUACUUUAGCAGCAGCCAUAAAUUUACGCAAGGAUAAUGCUGAAUGCUAUAUGCUACUGGGUAUUUGUUUACGCAAACUUGAGGAUUUCGAUAAUGCCUUCAUCGCAUUUGAACGUGCCAGUGCAAUCUCUGCCGCAGCAGUUGCUUCUUCAACAACAUCCUCAACUGCUAGCGCUGCUGCAGCAUCCUCUAAUGCUGGCACAACCAACCAAAGUGCCAUCAGUAGGACUAGCAGUAGUACAUCUUACAAUCCUUUGAUACAUCUAAAUUUUGCUCUGUUCUGUUAUGAAACGGGUCGUUUGGCUGUGGCUACGGAACAGUAUAAUCGUUUUGUUGGCUGUGCUCAGGAUUUGAUGCUGUUGCCAACUGAAUAUAAAUUUCAAGCAACCAAACUUAAAUCCUUAUUGAAAAUUUCCUCAAGUCAUAUUUUAAAUUGCGAUGACACAGCAAGUACUUCAACUGAUGUUGCUGCUGCUACCACUGCCACUGAUGCUAAAGUUUUUGAAACAACUGAUGCUGGUGGUGUUCGGAGUAUUUACAAUUAUGUAAAUGCGGAUAACAUCGAUGGAAAUGAUGUUGUUGCUGAUGAAGAUGCUUUAAAGAACAGCGACAAUGACAAAUUCUAUGUCAGCACUGACAAUGAUAAAGACAAAGAAGACAAAGAAUUUUCCAGCGUUGCAGAGGAGGAUGAGGCCACAACAAAAUUUUUAAUAAAACAAAAAUCAAAAAUACCACUCGAAGUCAAUGCAGUGGUCAACUGA